This is a messenger RNA of Microthlaspi erraticum, 1410 nucleotides long. The record is from the annotation of a GenBank genome assembly. Lineage: Eukaryota; Viridiplantae; Streptophyta; Magnoliopsida; Brassicales; Brassicaceae.
AUGUCGAUGAUGUUGAUGGUUUUGAUGGUGUUGAUGAAUGGAGAAGUACCAUUCGAAGAGAGGAUGGGUUCCUGUCAUCAGUGUCACCAAAAGAGACGUGGUGUCGCUGGAUCGUGCGUGACCAUGAUCUCACCCAAACAGAGAUGUCCAUUGAAGUUUUGUCCUGCGUGCUUGCGGGGAAGGUACGGUGAGGACGCGGAAGAGGCUUCCUCCAUGACGGACUGGGUUUGUCCAAGAUGCAGAGGCAUUUGUAACUGCCAUCAGUGCAGGAAGAACAAAGGUCUGGAGCCUACAGGAAAAUUGUCACAAGAAGCUAAAGAAAAUGGCUGCUCGUCUGCCGCUGAGCUUCUUGCAAAGACCAAUGAUCCCAACAAAUAUGUUUAUAAGAGAAAAGUGAAAGUGGAAGAUGCUGGUCAGGAGAAACCUAUUGAGAAAAGUCAUGAUGAGAAUCAUGCAGGAGAAGGAAAUAGUUCAAAUGUUGCAAGAAUCGCACCGGUUCUGGAAAAGAAAGAGAUUGAGGAGGUUAAACUACCUCAAGGCAUUGAAUCAGUUACUAUUUUUGGCAUUGAAUUUCCCUCUCAAGAUGUUGGAAGUGUUCUUCAGUUUCUUGAGUUUUCUUCAGCUUUUGCAAAGGGUCUUAAUCUUAGGGAAAGGCAGGCUGAGAGUGUUAUUCGCGAAACGUUCGCAGGGAGAAGCAAUAGGAGUCCACAACAUUCUACUGUGACUCAAACAAUGAUCCAACUCCUCACUGUGAUUCGAGAAGACCGAGGAGAAACAUUGGAUUGCUUGAGUGCAAGCGAUGACAGCUGGUUCAUGGCUCUUGGAGAGUGUCUUGCAAAAUCAGACAUUAAGCUUGAUGACUUCCCUCCUGAAAUGUUUCAAGAAGGAAUUGAUGCAUAUGAGAAUUUGGAUGCUUCCAAAAGGAUUAACCUCUUGAACUUUUUAUGUGGUGAAGUGCUUGACACAAAGCUGCUAAGGAAUAUCAUUAAGAAAGAAUCAAAAGAAAAUGUGAAAGCGGCAAAAGAGAAGAAUAAACAAGUGGACCAGAAGCUAAAGGACCCUCUUGCAAUUGUAUCGUCAAUGAGUGAUGAAUCCGAAAAAGCUUUUCAAGAAUUGCAAGAAGCAAUAGAAAUCAAAAAGGGUGAUCCUACUCUUAGAACAAGCCCGGUGGUUGGACCGGAUGAAGAUGGUCUUACUCUUUGGAAACUGAACUCGUACACUGAAGAACCAAAGUAUUUGCUUCAAGUGGUAGGAAGUUCUAGUGAAUCAUCUCCUCAUGGAAAAUGGUUUUCUUUUACCUCCCAGCAGAAACCGGAGAUAGAGAAGUACAUUGCUUUCAAAAUGAUGAAACAGGCUCUAGAAGAUGAAGCAAAUGUUAUUAUUAAGAAGAAAGAAGAUGAUUCUGAUUAA